AUGUUCAACGCGCUCAAUCGGUUCAUGUCCCGUCUGGACGGCGACGUGCCCCAGCGACGCAACGAACACGGAUCCUUUGGCUUCCAAGUGCUAAGGAAUACAAACCUCCAGCUGGCCGUCGAGCCAUGGUUCGAUUUCAUCGUCGGAAUCAAUGGAAGACCCAUAGAAGACCCCAAUCCCGCCCUCUUUGCGCAAGAAGUUCGAAACUGCGCCGGUAGCACCGUCUCCCUCGGCCUCUGGAACGCAAAGGGCCAACGGACGCGAGAAAUGCACGUCCCCGUGCCGCCAGACACGGCAUCCCUCGGCCUCACCCUCCAAUACUCACCGAUUGCUCUCGCCGCAAACAUAUGGCACGUGCUAGACGUGGCGGCCAAGUCUCCCGCCGACCAGGGCGGUCUCCUCCCUUACAGCGACUACAUCCUGGGCAGCCCUGAGGGAUCGCUGCAUGGCGAGAGCGCUCUGGGCGAACUGGUGGAGGACCACAUUGGCCGGCCGCUGCGGCUGUUCGUCUACAACAACGAAUACAACGUCACGAGAGAGGCGACGAUACACCCCAGCCGGGAUUGGGGUGGUGAAGGCGCGUUGGGGUGCGUGCUUGGUUACGGCGCGUUGCACCGUCUGCCUGCUCCGUUGAGCGAGCCUGUGAAUGCGCCUGGGGAGACCAUGUUUGACGGGGACGUCAAUGAAAAAGGUGGCGAGAGCGGGUUUGUCCCUGCGGAUGCACCGUCUGCACCACCUCCUGCUGCGCAACCAGAAUCAGGUAGUGAAUAUCUGGUGCCGGCGCAGAUGGUGGGCUCCGACCCAGUGAGCGCGCCGCCGCGGUCAGGAGCAGGAAAGAAGAAGGACAGACACCACCACCCCGCGAACAACGACUUCAUGGACGACUACUUCAAGGAGCAGGAGAAAAAGAGCCGCGAGUUGGAUAAUGCCCCGUCUGGUAAGGGGUCACCAGCGCCGCCGCCCCCAAAGGCAGGGCCCCCCAAAGCCGCGACACCAGUACAAGCAGCCGAGUAG
Messenger RNA from Pochonia chlamydosporia 170, 1014 nucleotides. RefSeq names its product golgi reassembly stacking protein. Gene Ontology annotation, biological process: Golgi organization. Gene Ontology annotation, cellular component: Golgi apparatus. NCBI's taxonomy places the organism in Eukaryota, Fungi, Ascomycota, Sordariomycetes, Hypocreales, Clavicipitaceae. Bases 1 to 1014 code for a protein of 337 amino acids. The transcript has 3 exons. Gene Ontology annotation, molecular function: protein binding. The record is from RefSeq and is a predicted model, not a curated record.